AUGAGUACCCCUCCUUAUUACAACAUCUACCGGGUCAGCAGCAUAGGAACAGCUCUCACGGAGGCCCUGGAUGAGCUGAUUCGAGAUAGCACGAUCCCGCCACAGCUGGCGCUUAAGGUGGUGGAGGUGUUUGACCGGGUCAUGGCCGACACUCUGCGAAAUGAUGUGCGCAAUCGAAUGUCCUUCAAGGGCGAAUUGCAUACCUACCGAGGGCUGGAGGACGUGUGGACGUUCAUCAUCCGACGGGUGGUGUUCAAGAUGGACAACAAUGACGUGGUCAACGCCGACAAGAUCAAGAUUGUUACCUGUAAUGCCCGGAAGGCCGGUGAUGCGUAA
Molecule: messenger RNA, 336 nt
Organism: Yarrowia lipolytica CLIB122
Lineage: Eukaryota; Fungi; Ascomycota; Dipodascomycetes; Dipodascales
Biological process (GO): transcription initiation at RNA polymerase II promoter; RNA polymerase II preinitiation complex assembly
Cellular component (GO): transcription factor TFIIA complex
Molecular function (GO): TBP-class protein binding; RNA polymerase II general transcription initiation factor activity
Source: RefSeq, a predicted model, not a curated record